GUUUAGUCGUUAGUCGCCCAUCUAAAGCAUAUGAACUGCUUUCACUGACACAACUUACCCAUCAUGCGCCUCGUGUGGAUGACAAGUUUUCUCCUACUUUGUGUAGGAGGGAAAUCUCAGCACUUAAAAAAUCCGGCUUUGUUCAUGUCACUAGACAGUGAAGAAAUUUUUGAAAAGUUAAGGAAGUCCAUCACACAGCAACUGGAAGACACUGGAGCCAUUGUUGAAUUCCCCUCUGUACUUCAUAACGUUUUUGCGGCCCUCAAAUCGUCUUCGUUUCCAACGGCCGUGGCCACCAAUAUCAGCGAGAAAUGUCUAAAAGACAGUCAGCUUUAUGUUCACAGUCUCUACGUCAACAGCAGUCUAUGGGCCUUGCAAAUGCAAGAGUCUUCGGCACAACUACCACCUGGACUUUUUGGAUCUAAUAACAUUCAUGCGGAUGGACUCUUCGACGAAUGUCUGGCUGUUCGGGCACCAGGCUUUGACGGACAGUACUGCAGCGUUUUCUUCAUGACUCGAACUGUUCAUGAGUCAGAAAUCCUUCCGCCCACAGAAGUAAACGAAAAGAGCAACUUCGUAACAAUUUUUCAGAUCUUGGGCAAUCUUCUCGGAACGGAUCGAAUCGAACCCAAACGGGCAGUUGCCAAUUCAAAUACUUACCUUUACCCAAGUACCACAUUCUGCCUUCCGUCAUCUUGUACUGCUGCUGACCUCGGGCAAGCCGUCGCCGAACUUAUUGGAAUUUAUGUCAUCGGAAAUAGAUCUCUGGUGACCGUGACAGAUGAACAGUAUUGCUUCAAAGAGAGUAACGAUCCUCCACCCUUCGACGGUGUCACCAUCACAGUCAUAGUGGUUUUGAGCAUCGUGGGCUUACUAGUUGUUGCAGCGACAGUUCACGAAGCCUGGCGGAUGUACUGCGGGACCGAUUUUGACUCCAAAACAGACGGCAAAGCUCUGACCGCAUUGCAUUGCUUCUCAGCUCUAAGUAAUGGGCGAAAAAUCCUGUCGAUGAAAGUAUCUGUUUCGUCUGCAAAUGACAAUCUCGGAUGUGUCCAUGGCAUCCGAUUUUUCUCCACUUGCUGGGUUGUUAUAGGCCACACUUUUUCACUUGCUGCCAGUCGAACUAUGAAUCGAAAAGCUUUAGUUGAGGAUCUCAAAACAGUUGGGAUGCAAACCAUUGGAAAUGCCACUGUUUCAGUUGACACCUUUUUCUUGAUGAGUGGGUUGCUCGUCUCGUACCUUCUGCUCCGUGAACUGGACCGCACCAAAGGAAAAUUCAACGCCGGCCUUUAUUAUUUGCAUCGAUAUUUACGUUUGACGAUCGUCUACGCCUUCAUUCUCGGUUUCAUUGCAGCUCUAACUAUCUACGUCGGGACAGGUCCUAAUUGGUACAGCGUGACUGUGUAUUCAAACGCAUGUCGCAACGCCUGGUGGAGACAGUUUCUCUACAUUAACAAUUUGUUUCCAUUGGAUCCUGACUAUGGGUGCAUGGGACAAACGUGGUAUUUGGCUGUCGAUAUGCAACUCUUUGUCAUCUCACCACUAAUCGUGUAUCCGCUUUGGCGUUGGAAGAAACCUGGACUGGCAUGGCUGGCCUUUAUUGCCGUUCUCUGCCAAGCGAGUAUUUUCUUCGUUUACGCUAGAGACGACCUCAGUGCCACCCUUUGGGUCACACGCACUGAUGAAUUAGGCAAUUUUGUUGAUUAUUAUGAUCACUACUACGUGAAACCGUGGACUAGAGCACCACCCUACCUGAUUGGUAUUUGGGCCGGCUGGUAUUUACAUGUCACCAAGCAAUCACAGCAACGUCUGUCCAAACUUUUGGUUAGUUUGGGCUGGACUCUUUCCACUGCCGUUGGCCUUGCCAUCAUUUACGGGUUGACGCCUUACGUCGACCAGUCUAAAGUGCCAGAGGUUAGUCCUGUUGUCCAAAUGACUUAUGGACCUUUACAUCGAACAGCUUGGGCUUUUGUUAUUGCCUGGAUUAUUUUCGCUUGUUCACGUGGCUAUGGAGGUUUUGUUAACCGAUUGCUGUCGUGGAAGGGAUUCUUACCGUUGGGUAGGCUGACGUAUUGCGUCUACCUCAUUCACUUCGACUUUCUGAUUGUAUUCUAUGCUGCGUUGCGCAAGCGUUUCUACUAUUCUUUGCCGGACCAGUUUACAACUUGUUUUGGAAUUCUCCUUAUUUGCUUCGGAAUGGCGUUUGUGGUGUCUGUCACUUUAGAGGCAUCUUUCCUCAAUUUAGAAAAGUUCAUCUUCUCUUCGAGGCCUAAAAGCAAACCACAGGGGGAAGUAAUUGAUCCUCCAGUUGACUACAAAACGAAAUGUUAAAACACAUCUUGAUGCACCAGUGGCCGAGUCAUUGUAAAGCAGUUACAAGGAUAUGACCUUAUCCAUUUUUAAAAUUCUUUCAAUCAAAAAGUUGUCUUGUCAAUACAUUUACGUCUAAUCAUC
Molecule: messenger RNA, 2454 nt
Organism: Daphnia magna
Lineage: Eukaryota; Metazoa; Arthropoda; Branchiopoda; Diplostraca; Daphniidae
Product: nose resistant to fluoxetine protein 6-like
Exons: 10
Coding region: 64-2331 (755 amino acids)
Molecular function (GO): acyltransferase activity, transferring groups other than amino-acyl groups
Source: RefSeq, a predicted model, not a curated record